Drosophila obscura is the source of this 782-nucleotide messenger RNA. RefSeq lists its product as uncharacterized. The record is from RefSeq and is a predicted model, not a curated record. Lineage: Eukaryota; Metazoa; Arthropoda; Insecta; Diptera; Drosophilidae. Bases 339 to 782 code for a protein of 147 amino acids. The transcript has 4 exons.
CGGAGAGCUUUUUUUUCAGUUGGCUUUACUUUUGGACUCUGUGUGUUUUUUGUCACUGGUCGCGUCCAAUAACACGCUGCUCGCGACCGCUCAGCUCAGCUCCGGUCCAUGCCGUGCCGUGACGUGCCGUGCCGUUUUCUCUGUUGGAAAUAUAUAUUUUCGGUACCGCUGCCGUGUGGUGUGUGCGCUCUGUCCGAGCCGUGUAAUUGGCUUCCAUUCGCGGAGCCAAGUGCAUUUGCUUAUCACACAUUAUUUCGCAUUUCAAGUGUAUUUAUAGAGAUACGAGUACAGCUUCAUCGAUAGAGAGGAGUUGGUUGCAUGCCAACCUUUGGGACGCCAUGCAAAUCAAUUGCAAGAGAUUUCGUUUGGCAAAAUACCCCUUAAUUACGAGCGGGGUUAUGGCGGGGUGCAGUGGGAAAAAUGAUUAUCGACUCCCAAACUCCCAAACCUCUUCUAAGCAAACUGAGUUACGAUAUUAUCAUUUUGUGAAAGAACUUUUUAUUUCGAUAAAAUUUGGUACAAACGUAUAUAUUUCUAUAUAUACAUAUAUGCAUGGAAUUGGUAUAUACCAGGGCUCCACGCGCAACACCCAUUUGCACCUCCUUCUUCCCUCACCGCGCCCUCUUGUGCGACGGGGCAUACGCGUGUGCUGGUGGGCCAUCAAUGUGAAAUCCAGUAGGACCAAUUUGAGUGUCAUUAUUGCACGUGUCUACAAUUUCAAUGAAAAGGCAGAUCUGAAAUCUUCAGAUUAUCCCUACCAGCCAACGGUGACAUCAAUAUAG